Amphiprion ocellaris (clown anemonefish) is the source of this 7738-nucleotide messenger RNA. Its product is annotated as E3 ubiquitin-protein ligase TRIM39-like. The record is from RefSeq and is a predicted model, not a curated record. The coding region runs from base 4932 to 6608 and encodes 558 amino acids. The transcript is spliced from 13 exons. Gene Ontology annotation, molecular function: zinc ion binding; protein binding. NCBI's taxonomy places the organism in Eukaryota, Metazoa, Chordata, Actinopteri, Pomacentridae.
CCUUUUCUGGGAGGCCGUUCCAAACAGAAGAAGUCCUUGAUCAAGAUUUUUUGAAACACUGAUAUUAGAACAUAAACAGCUUAACUGGAGAGAAGUAGUUUGUCUUCUGUCUCAAACAACGAACACAUGAUCUCACGCUGCUAGUCCAGAAAGUGGAGACCUGAGGGAGGACUUCAACAGCUGAUGGUCCGAUCACUACAGCACACCUCCAGCGAUAUCAUCAUCAUCAUCAUCAUCAUCAUCAUCAUCCUCACCAACCCCCUGAACAGAAGCUGUUCAAUGAACCCAUCAGGUCAAACACAGACUGUCACCUAAUACAGAUAUGAGCUCUCAGGACAGCACUGCAUAAAUGUACAUCCAAAGAGACAAAGUCAGUCACUUCCUCCACCAGCAAACAGCCUCAACACUUCUCACAUCAACAGGUCGACAACUGAGUCCAACACAUCAUGGAGAACAGUUCCAGCAGUUUGGAAUCCAUCCAGGAGGCAGCAAUGCUCAGAUCAGCAGGUGUUGUUGGAGACCCAUACCUGGCUGGAGGAUACUUGAUAGGAAGCUCCCUGCUGGGCUUCCUCAUCAUCAUCGGGGUCUUCUGGUACCAUCACAGCAAUCUCAGCCUUUUUAAAAGAUCCUUCGUCAUGACCUUCACCUGCCAGGAAAACAGUCUCAUGGGUGUUGAAGUCAUCUACAACUCUCUGGUGACUCUGCUCACCAUGGAUGCUGUGAAUCUGAUCGUGGCAAUAAUCUUGGGAGCUGAGAUCGUUGGAAGCUUCUGCGAUGGUAAAAGGAGCUGUUUCUACAUCAAAAACGUCUGGUUCCUGUCCAGAUGGUUUGGAGUGAUUUUUCAUCUUCUGAGCACCUUGUUGUCCAUCAAUCAUCUGUGUCAUCAGCCACUGAGUGUAACCAGGGUUCGCAUCGCCUACUCAUUGAUUGGUCUAAUGAUUGGCAUUAUAAUUCCACUUCAUCUGUAUGCUGCCGGAGUGGCCAUAUUCAUUUUAACUGUUUUCAUGUUUCUGUUUGCUUUGGCUGUCAUUGUAAAAGCUACAACACCUACCUCAUCCCCGUCCACUGCCACCCUGAAGAAACUGAUCAUGGUUGUUGCCAUGUGCAACUUUCUGGUUGUCUACGUUCCCACUUUCAUUCUUUACCUCCUCCUUUACGGCUCAUAUGACAAUGACAAGUUAGUGAAUUAUAUAACUGCUUAUGUGAAUUUUCUGGUUUUCACAAACCUUCACCUCACUUUCGAUGGAUUCCAGUGCGCUUUAGUCCUGAAGUUGCCUUCAAGAGAAGAACAGCAACAACAGCAACAUGAGCUACAACAGUGGUAGCAACAACAGCAACAACAGUUGGGUUUACAAAUACAGGAUUCACAGCGUCUACAACUGUAUAUCAGCCAUGAGCAAAAUUAUGUCUCUGCACCACAAAAAUCAAUGUGCAUCCCAAGUACUGAAAGAUAAUCCAGGAUCGUUUCACUAUUCACAAUUAUUACUGUCUUCUUGGGCUGUACCUGUUGGACAGAAGGAUGCAGCUCCUACUUUAUUUAUGUAAACCUUUACACAUGUGGACAAAAUUGUUGGUACCCCUCGGUUAAUGAAAGAAAAAACCCACAAUGAUCACAGAAAUAAUUUGAAUCUGACAAAAGUAAUAAUCAAUAAAAAAUUCAUGAAAAUUAACCAAUGAAAAUCAGACAUUGCUUUUGAACUGUGGUUCAACAGAAUUAUUUUAAAAAAUAAACUCUUGAAACAGGCCUGGACAAAAAUGAUGGUAUCCCUAGAAAAGACUGAAAAUAAUGUGACCAUAGGGACAUGUUCAAUCAAGGUGUGUCCUCUAAUUAGCAUCACAGGUGUCUACAAACUUGUAAUCAGUCAGUCGGCCUAUUUAUAGGGUUACAGUAGUCACUGUGCUGUUUGGUGACAUGGUGUGUACCACACUAAACAUGGACCAGAGGAAGCCAAGGAGAGAGUUGUCUCAGGAGAUUAGAAAGAAAAUGAUAGACAAGCAUGUUAAAGGUAAAGGCUAGAAGACCAUCUCCAAGCAGCUUGAUGUUCCUGUGACUACAGUUGCAUAUAUUAUUCAGAAAUUUAAGAUCCAUGGGACUGUAGCCAACCUCCCUGGACGUGGCCUCAGGAGGAAAACUGAUGACAAAUGGAAGAGACAGAUAAUAUGAAUGGUAACAAAAGAGGUCAGAACAACCUCUAAAGACAUUAAAGGUGAACUCCAAGGUCAAGGUACAUCAGUGUCAGAUCGCACCAUCCGUCGUUGUUUGAGUCAAAGUGGACUUCAUGGGAGACGACCAAGGAGGACACCAUUGUUGAAAACAAAUCAUAAAAAGCCAGACUGGAAUUUGCCAAACUGCAUGUUGACAAGCCACAAAGCUUCUGGGAGAAUGUCCUAUGGACAGACGAGACAAAACUGGAACUUUCUGGCACAUCAGCUCGAUGUUCACAGACGCAAUAAUGAAGCAUAUGAAGAAAAGAACACUGUCCCUACUGUGGAACAUGGAGGAGGUUCUGUUAUGUUCUGGGGCUGCUUUGCUGCAUCUGGAACAGGGUGUCUUGAAUCUGUGCAGGUACAAUGAAAUCUCAUGACUAUCAAGGUAUUCUAGAGAGAAAUGUGCUGCCCAGUGUCAGAAAGCUUGGUCUCAGUCGCAGGUCAUGAGUCUUGCAACAGGAUAAUAACCCAAAACACACAGCUAAAAACAGCCAAGAAUGGCUCAGAGGAAAACACUGGACUAUUCUGAAGUGGCCUCUAUGAGCCCUGAUCUAAAUCCUAUCUGUGGAAGGAGCUGAAACAUGGCGUCUGGAGAAGGAACCUUCAAACCUGAGACAACUGGAGCAGUCUGCUGAUGAGGAGUGGACCAGAAUACCUGCUGAGAGGUGCAGAAGUCUCACUGACAGUUACACAAAUGGUUUGAUUGCAGUGACUGCCUCAAAGGUUGUGCAACAAAAUAUUAAGUUAAGGGUACCAUCAUUUUUGUCCAGGCCUGUUUCAUGAAUAUAUUUUUUAAAAUAAUUCUAUUGAACCACCAUUCAAAAGCAAUGUCUGAUUUUCAUUGGUUAAUUUUCAUAAAAUUUUUAUUUAUUAUUACUUUUUACAGAUUCAAAUUAUUUCUGUGACAGCCACAAUGUUAAAACCAGCAGCCUAAUGUUAUGAAGAUCCUUUUAAUGCUUACAGAACAACCAGAAUUUUGGACCUCUGGUUGGUCCUGUGGUGUCCGGCAUCGAUAUGUUGCAGUGAAUCCUUCGAGUUUGAUGGUUUGCAGGCCUCCAUGGAGGGGACUUGAUGCUGAUCGGAUUGGUAUCUGGGCUUUGGAGACCUUCUGAGCUCUUGGUCAUGUUCCUUAAGCCAUCUCAGAACAGUUUGAGUGUUGUAGGAGGGACAUUUUUCUGCUUGUGUUGGGGAUCUAUGCUCAGCCUGGUGAGUGGCACAUGUCAAAGUUACAUCCACAUGAAUGCCAAGGACACUGCAGUAUAACAAGAAAAUCUAAAGCUCUUCAUUUCGCUGGUCAGUGGCUUUAAAGUUGUGACUGACGGGUGAAUAUUUGACGAUAAAGAGAAGGUUGAGUUGGAUUUUCUAAGAGACAUGUGGCCCAAUGAUAAAAUCUAGUCCAGAACUUCCAGCUAAGCUAGGCUAACCACAUCCUGAUGUACCCUCAGCUAUCUUUCGAUCUUGGUCUUGGAAAGAUGUUGAAUACAAGCAUUGCCAUGUACAGACAUGUAACAACACAUCAUGGACAUGGAAAUACUAUGCUGUUGUUGUUUGCAGAGCUUGUAACUGGUUGUAACUUUGACUCAUUUACUACAGUAACUGGAAAACAUAAAGGAAGAGAGAAAUCUAAGUAGGAGAACCAGAAUUACCAGUUUAAAUUCCACUGUGGGAGGUGACGUUUAACUUUUACCAGGAACAGUUCAAGACAUUCAUGUUGCUUUGGACACAUCUGUUGAGGACAAUCUGUCUGCGGAUCAACACAAGUAAGACAUUAUUUAUUCUAAUUAAACAGUGUAGAGGGUAAUAGCAUAAAAAAUGUUAUAUCUGCUUCAAGAUAAGUUGAACUGUAGCUUUACGAUAUUUCAGAAAUGUUUUUCAAAAAUGCCGAGAGGUAAGAGUCGAGGUUGGUGUUACGAGGAUUCAGAUUCAGAUUCAGAAAACUUUACUGUUCCCAGGGGGCAAUUAAAAGGGGAUAUACCUAACACAUGGGAAGAAGAUUUUUUUGGGAGUUUUAGUCAAAGUACUAACCCUUAAAUUAAAAAGAAAAUGUCCUGCAGUCAAUGUAGCUAUGUAGUAAAUGAAUUUUUUUUUUAGUGAUGUUUAUGCGUUUGAGUUUUUGUAACAUUGAGAAAACAAUAAAGCACAAGCUUAGCAGAGCGUCACAUGUACUGGAACAUUGUUGGCUCCAAUUAUUUGGCACUGACCUGAGUGCACAGCACAAGUCGUGACACACCUUCUUUAAUCUAUUGCUCAUUUUUUUCCUUAAUCUACUGUUGUGUCUGCACAUUAUAUAAAUGUAAUUGUAUUAAUAAUAGAGGCAAUCUGGAAGUUUGUAAAAGUAUGAAGCAUAUCAGGCUGAAUAAAGGCUGAAAAACAAUGCACAAGACCUGCAGGAUAUUUAAUUUUAACAUAAGGAUACAGUUUUAAAAAACACUGGGAUUCAAACAUUAGUGUCAUUAAAGAGCUGAACGAAAACUCUUCUAUAAGCAGAAUUCAUAGCUUUUCAAAGUUUGUUCAGAAGGAUACUUUUGUAGUGCUGAGAUGAGAAGUUUCAGUGUGUAUUUGGUUUUAUUCCAGUUAUCUUUGAUACAUGUCAUUAUGAGAUUAUGUAUUGUAGAUUGCAACUCAACAAUGACUCUUGUUUUUAAUUUUCUCUAUUCAUAAAAGGAGGUGUCAUCUGCAUAUAAUGACAUUUUGCUGUUUAACCAUUGAGAAAUCUUAGAAACAUGGCUGCUGCUUUGUCUGAGGAGCAGUUUCUGUGCAGCAUUUGUCUGGAGAGCUUCAAAAACCCCGUCUCUAUCCCAUGUGGACACAACUUCUGCCUGGAAUGCAUCAAACGCUACUGGGACACCAAACGUAAGUCGGACUGUCCUCUCUGCAAAGAGACCUUCAGAAACCGUCCACAACUCCGGGUUAACGUGGGCUUGAGAGACAUCACUGAGCAAUUUAAAAGAUCCCUGAAGGGCAAACCUGGAUACAAGCCGGUGCCACCGAAGAGACUCUCCCAAAGGCAGUCUUCCAGAUCUGAUGAAGUUCCCUGCAACAUCUGCGACGAACACACGGUGACAGCGGUCAAGUCGUGCUUCGUCUGCCAGGCGUCAUACUGCGACGUUCACCUGACACCUCACCAGCAGGAUCCAGUUCUGAUGAAGCACCGGCUAGUGGAUCCGGCCGUCUUCGCCACCAGCCACCACUGCAGAAACCACAACAAGCUGCUGGAGAUGUUCUGCAAGACUGACCAGACGCCUGUUUGUUUGAAAUGCACAGAGAGGGACCACAAACACCAUGAGAUCGUCCCAAUGGAGAAGGAGAGCAGGAGGAUCAAGACUCAACUGAAGAAGACCGAAGCAGAGUUUGAACAGAUGAUCCAGGCCCGAAUCAGAAAGACUGAGGAGAUCAAACAUGCACUGGAGAGAAGCCAAAUAAAUAAGGAAAGAAAGAUACAAACAAGUGUUCAGGUCUUCACCAUGGUGGUCAGUGCCAUUGAGACAAACCAGGCUCUGCUCAUCGAGGACAUCGAGGAGAAGCAGGAAGCCAUUGAGAGGCUGGCGGAGGAGCUUCUGAACAAGCUCAAGCAGGAAAUCAGUGAACUUCAGAGGAGACGCAGUGAGCUUCAGUCCUUGGAGCACAGCAGGGACCAUCUUCAUCUGGUGCUGAGCUCAUCAUGUCUCCGUGCUCCGCCGCCCACCAGGGACUGGUCUGAAGUCAGAGUCCAGUCGGAUGUUUACAUAGGAACCGUGAGGAGGGCUUUCUCCAAGCUGGUGGAAAUCUGCAAUGAUCUCGACAAGAAACUAUCCACAGAAGAAGUAAACAGUGUGGCUAAAUAUGCAGAGGAUGUAACUCUGGAUCCUGAGACCGCUGCAGGCUGGCUGAUUCUGUCCUCCGACGGCAAAAAGGUGAGCCUUGGCUCCCAUCAGAGGAAACUGUCAUUCCACGACGACCCACGAAGGUUCGACUCCUGCGUCUCCGUCCUGGGAAAACAGAGCUUCACCUCUGGGAGGCACUACUGGGUGGUUCAGGUUGGGGAUAAAACAGACUGGGAUCUCGGUGUGGCCAGAGAGUCCAUCAACAGGAAAGGCGCCAUCACGGUUCGUCCUGACAACGGCUACUGGGCCAUCUGCCGGAGGAAAGGCGGCCCGCUGAGCGCCUGCACCGGCCCCUCCAUCACCCUCCACCUCCAGGAAAUCCCUCAGAAGGUCGGCAUCUUCCUGGACUACGAGGAAGGAUCGGUGUCCUUCUAUGACGCCGAGGCAAAGACUCACAUCUACACCUACAGCGGCUGUAGCUUCACUGAGCCCAUGUAUCCCUACUUUAACCCCUGUCUCCAUGACAACGGGAGGAACACGGCGCCGCUGGUUAUCUGUCCCGUUGAACAUCCCGCUGAGGAUGUGGCAACAUUAUGAACUCAGGACACAUGAGCAUGUUUUCAGGGUUUACACCUGAUAUUAAAUAUUUUUGGUGUAACUGAACGUGUAGAAAUAAUUUUUUUAUUCCAAACUUUAAAUAAAAAGAAGAAAUAUUCCAGCAGCUGGGACCAAAAAUAUUUAAAUAAAUCUGGUAAAACUGAACCAAUUUAUGUGUGUGUUUUCUUGUCUUUUUAAUGUUCAAUUGAUAUUUACAUUUUAAUACUCUUUUCAAGUAAAUCAAUCAAUCAAUCAACAAAUAUGGAAACUUUAUAGUUAGUUUCCAUCUAAAAUGGAAUUUCACUCUAUUUUGUGAUGUUAUUGAUAUUCUUCAUAUGGUAAAAAUGAUGAUAGAUUGGUUUUAUAUCAUUUUAUAAAUAUUAUUUGCCUAUAAAAUAAAUUUUCAGUUGCUUGACAAAUUGAAUCUUUUGCUCUCUUGACUCAGUUUUCUGCCACUUUAUUAAAAUGUAUAAAUGGAAAAAAAAUGUAUAAAUGGAAUCUAACACUUUUUGAUGUAAACAAAUCAAUGUUCUUGACAAAUAUGGGAAUUUUGUGAUUAUUUUACAUGUAAACUUUAAUUUCACAGUAUUUUUGUGAUGUUAUUGAUAUUUUUAUCUGCACUAAACAUGAUUAUUGUUAUAAAAUUGCUGGUUUGUUGCAAAAUUUUUGAAGGUUAUUUUCCUGUAAAGUAAGUUUUCAGUCAGUUAUAUGCACUGUACAGGUAUGGUGACUGUUCUGCUGGGUAUAUUCAGUAUUUCACCUUCUUCACUCAGGUUUUUGCAAUUUUAUUCAAAUUUUUUCAAGGUAAAUAAAUCAAUUUUCUAAAAAAAAAUAUGGAAACUUUAUGGUGAUUUUACAGUUUUUUUAUUUUAAAAUGUCUAUUUUUGUGAUGUUACUGAUAUAAUUAUCUACACUAAAAAUUAUUAUUGUUGAAAAAUUGUCAGUUUUACAUAGUUUUUUAAUAGUAGUUGCCUGUAAAAUAUGUUUUCAGUAAGUUCUGUGCCAUGUAAAGGUAGGACGACUAUUCUGCUUGACAUAUUUAAUAUUUUAUCAUCUUCAAUCAGGGUUUUUGCCACUUUAAUCAAGUUGCUUUCAAGUAAAUAAAUCAAUUUUCUGAACAAAUAUGGAAA